Dermatophagoides pteronyssinus (European house dust mite) is the source of this 258-nucleotide messenger RNA. RefSeq names its product guanine nucleotide-binding protein-like 3 homolog. NCBI's taxonomy places the organism in Eukaryota, Metazoa, Arthropoda, Arachnida, Sarcoptiformes, Pyroglyphidae. The record is from RefSeq and is a predicted model, not a curated record.
CAGGCGGACGUGGUGCUCUUCGUGCUCGACUGUCGCAACCCGCUGCUGUUCCGCUCGGAGAGCCUGGAGGCGCGCAUCGUCGCUAAGGGCAAGCGCUUCUUGUACGUGCUGAACAAAAUCGACACUGGGCUGACGCAGCACGUCGCAAAAAUCAAGGUGACGAACCACAUCAGCGUGCUGGACACGCCUGGCGUGCUGCUCUGCGCGCCGGAGCGGCUUGACGAGCUGGAACGUGCCAUUCGUGCUGUUCAGAUCUGA